AUGUUUGGAACACUUUUAGAAAGGCCAAGAAUUAAACCAAUCAUUGAACCGUGUUAUCAUAAAUUACUCGAAAGUUUACACAAUGAAUUGGAUCGAUGUAAACAGAUAUUAGAUCGAAAUGUUGAUAAUCCAAAAUUGUUGAAACAUUCUCUAUCGAAAGCAUUCCCUCCAGCUGCUGGAGCUAUAUCUUGGUCUACUCUCCUGUUGAGACGUAUAAAUUCUAUUAUGGAUCCAAUAGAACUAAUGGAAUAUCCUUUUCGAAAUAAACAUUUAGAAGAAUUUUGUCAAUCAGCUCCAGAGAAAUGUAAUAUCAAUUUAAAAUUACCCUUAUUACGUCGUGAUCCAAAUAAUUCACUGCUAAUCGAGGUUAACUUUGAUAAUCAAUUAGUUGAAGUCUUACGAGAAGUUCACUACUUUCUAAUGCUUAGCGGUGAAUCGAAAUGUGGCGAAAUAUCCCCUGAAAGUAUCGUUUACGAAUUACCCGAAAAGUUAAAAAGCCGUCUACCUCAUUCAACAUUAGAAAUGUAUGAAAAAACUGAAUCUCUGCGGGAAUCUAGGCUUAAGUUAGCUCAAAUACAAUAUGCUUAUAAUUCAAUUAAACAACAGACAACACCGGUUGAAUAUGCUUUAAUCUCAGAUGAAGUGGACACAUUCAAUGAAACAUUGUCACCAGCAUUGAGCACAAUGACAUGGGAGAAUGUGAAUACAGAAUUUAUUGAUAACUCCUUGAAUAUAAUUAGUGCACUUCAAUCAAGAGUGAUAGAAGCAGAGGAGAAUUUCAAAAAUAUUGAACAGCUAAUGUCACAAUGGCGUAAAAUACCCCUAUUUCAAGGAAAAGAACGUAAAUACGAUUGUUAUCUCCCCUUGGAAGAUCGUAUUACUAUAAGAAAUGCUAGAUUUAAAGAAGUUGAUGUGGUUGGUAAGAAAAUACAUGAAUUAAUUAAGCGAAAUCAAGAAUUAUACCGUGCAAAUCCAUCAAGUCCUGAUUGGAAUGCAUAUUUGGAAUCAGCUGAAUAUGUCAUUAUUGAAGGCUUGAUUGAUACAGUCUGUUGUAGCCUGAUGUAUUUAUCAACGCAUACAGAAAAAAUGAAAGUGGAAUUACCAAUUAUGGAGACAAAAUUAGAUUUAGCAGUUGAUCGUCUUGCCUAUUCCCCUGAUGUACAAGAAUCACAGGUUGUAAAUCUUCUAGAAAUAUUCAACAAUUUAAUACAAGACAUCACUGACCAAUCACGUUUAAUCUCAUCGUUAAUUAAUCCUCAGGAUAUAACUCCGACUGUAAGCAAUUCACCAACACCGACAACAAGUCAACCAGGAGGUCAGGUGGAAGGUGGACUACCAUCACAAACAAUGGAAACAGUGAAUGAAACAGCUCCUUCUGAAACUGUACCACCGUUAGCAACAGAACCUUCUGAAGUACCGGAAACAGCAGUGGAAUCAGAACCACAAGCAUCAGCGCCACCAAUUUCAGAGGAGAAAUUAACGGUUCAAGAAUCUGAAGUUGAACAAAAAGUAAAACACAAAACAUCACUGCCAGGACAAGAUGCAACUGAUAUGGAUUCCUAUGAAAAAGUCAAGUCACUCACAGGAUUCUCUCAACAAGUUCUGUUGACACCAGAAGUUACUGAUCUCAUAAAAACAAUCACUGAUCAUAUACGAUCAGCUAUGUACGCUGCAAUGGAUUAUCAACAACAACUGGAGAGUAAUUAUUCCUUUUAUUGGACUGAAGAUCGUACAGAAUUUAUUAAACAAUUUUGUCGUUAUGGUCGUCUAUUAACUAAAGAUGAUAUCGGUCCCACAGGGGAAAUUGAAGCGCAUGAAAAUCCGCCAACGCUAGAUCAAUUUCGUGAACAAAUUAUUAAAUAUGAUCGUGUUUUUGAAGAAGUUGAACGGAUAGAUGAUUCAAAAUUAUUUGAUUCAUGGUUAAAGGCUAAUUUGAAACCAUUUAAACAAUCCCUAUUAUCAGUGAUUAGACAAUGGAGUGAUAAAUUUAAACAAUAUCUUCUUAGUCAUGUUACAACUACUCUUGAGAAUUUACAACAAUUUGUUAAGAAUAGUCAAGCAGAUUUAGAAAUUCCUACAACUGAUAUCGAAUCAGUGGAAUAUAACAAAUUAGUCACAAUACUAGAGCGCUUAAAGUUAAUACGUGAAGCUGAAGAGGCAACAGAUGCUGGUUUUGAACCAUUAAGAGAGACUGUAGCUUUAUUAAAAGAAUUUGGUGAAGAAUUACCUGAGUCAAUGAAUAAAUUAUUAGAAGUAAGUUCUUCAUUUUUUCGAAAUAAACAUUUAGAAGAAUUUUGUCAAUCAGCUCCAGAGAAAUGUAAUAUCAAUUUAAAAUUACCCUUAUUACGUCGUGAUCCAAAUAAUUCACUGCUAAUCGAGGUUAACUUUGAUAAUCAAUUAGUUGAAGUCUUACGAGAAGUUCACUACUUUCUAAUGCUUAGCGGUGAAUCGAAAUGUGGCGAAAUAUCCCCUGAAAGUAUCGUUUACGAAUUACCCGAAAAGUUAAAAAGCCGUCUACCUCAUUCAACAUUAGAAAUGUAUGAAAAAACUGAAUCUCUGCGGGAAUCUAGGCUUAAGUUAGCUCAAAUACAAUAUGCUUAUAAUUCAAUUAAACAACAGACAACACCGGUUGAAUAUGCUUUAAUCUCAGAUGAAGUGGACACAUUCAAUGAAACAUUGUCACCAGCAUUGAGCACAAUGACAUGGGAGAAUGUGAAUACAGAAUUUAUUGAUAACUCCUUGAAUAUAAUUAGUGCACUUCAAUCAAGAGUGAUAGAAGCAGAGGAGAAUUUCAAAAAUAUUGAACAGCUAAUGUCACAAUGGCGUAAAAUACCCCUAUUUCAAGGAAAAGAACGUAAAUACGAUUGUUAUCUCCCCUUGGAAGAUCGUAUUACUAUAAGAAAUGCUAGAUUUAAAGAAGUUGAUGUGGUUGGUAAGAAAAUACAUGAAUUAAUUAAGCGAAAUCAAGAAUUAUACCGUGCAAAUCCAUCAAGUCCUGAUUGGAAUGCAUAUUUGGAAUCAGCUGAAUAUGUCAUUAUUGAAGGCUUGAUUGAUACAGUCUGUUGUAGCCUGAUGUAUUUAUCAACGCAUACAGAAAAAAUGAAAGUGGAAUUACCAAUUAUGGAGACAAAAUUAGAUUUAGCAGUUGAUCGUCUUGCCUAUUCCCCUGAUGUACAAGAAUCACAGGUUGUAAAUCUUCUAGAAAUAUUCAACAAUUUAAUACAAGACAUCACUGACCAAUCACGUUUAAUCUCAUCGUUAAUUAAUCCUCAGGAUAUAACUCCGACUGUAAGCAAUUCACCAACACCGACAACAAGUCAACCAGGAGGUCAGGUGGAAGGUGGACUACCAUCACAAACAAUGGAAACAGUGAAUGAAACAGCUCCUUCUGAAACUGUACCACCGUUGGCGACAGAACCUUCUGAAGUACCAGAAACAGCAGUGGAAUCAGAACCACAAGCAUCAGCGCCACCAAUUUCAGAGGAGAAAUUAACGGUUCAAGAAUCUGAAGUUGAACAAAAAGUAAAACACAAAACAUCACUGCCAGGACAAGAUGCAACUGAUAUGGAUUCCUAUGAAAAAGUCAAGUCACUCACAGGAUUCUCUCAACAAGUUCUGUUGACACCAGAAGUUACUGAUCUCAUAAAAACAAUCACUGAUCAUAUACGAUCAGCUAUGUACGCUGCAAUGGAUUAUCAACAACAACUGGAGAGUAAUUAUUCCUUUUAUUGGACUGAAGAUCGUACAGAAUUUAUUAAACAAUUUUGUCGUUAUGGUCGUCUAUUAACUAAAGAUGAUAUCGGUCCCACAGGGGAAAUUGAAGCGCAUGAAAAUCCGCCAACGCUAGAUCAAUUUCGUGAACAAAUUAUUAAAUAUGAUCGUGUUUUUGAAGAAGUUGAACGGAUAGAUGAUUCAAAAUUAUUUGAUUCAUGGUUAAAGGCUAAUUUGAAACCAUUUAAACAAUCCCUAUUAUCAGUGAUUAGACAAUGGAGUGAUAAAUUUAAACAAUAUCUUCUUAGUCAUGUUACAACUACUCUUGAGAAUUUACAACAAUUUGUUAAGAAUAGUCAAGCAGAUUUAGAAAUUCCUACAACUGAUAUCGAAUCAGUGGAAUAUAACAAAUUAGUCACAAUACUAGAGCGCUUAAAGUUAAUACGUGAAGCUGAAGAGGCAACAGAUGCUGGUUUUGAACCAUUAAGAGAGACUGUAGCUUUAUUAAAAGAAUUUGGUGAAGAAUUACCUGAGUCAAUGAAUAAAUUAUUAGAAAAUCUUCCAGAUGAAUGGAAUGAUUUAAAGAAUACAGCCAUCAUAACUAAACAAAAAGUUCAACCAUUACAAGAGAAUGAAGUGCAAAAUAUACGUGCACAAUCUGCUCAUUAUGAUUAUGAAUCAGCUAUGCUCAAGCAGAAUUUCGAUUCCUCUGAUGUAUUCGAUUUUAACUGUUUAACAGCAUAUACAGAUUUAGAUGAAUGGAAUCAAAAACUAUUGAAACUUGAACAAGGUGUUGGUGAAAUGCAAAUCUCAGCUAAAUCAUUUGAAGUACGUGAUGUACCAGCUUAUUUAGAUAUGAAAACAAUGCGACGUGGAAUGAAGACAACUAAACGUGUCUGGGAUUAUAUUAACAUGUUUAGAAGUUAUGUAACCAAUUGGAAAACAUCACGAUGGAAAGAAAUUGAUUUUGGUACUAUUGAUGAAGUCAUCCGUGAAAUUUCAAUGGAAAUACGUACAAUGGAUAAAGAAGUUCGUCAAUGGCCAAUGUUUCAAGGUUUAGAGGCUGAAUUAAAAGAUAUUAAUGCAUCAGUAACAGCUGUAAGAGAUCUACAAAAUCCUGCAGUCAAGUCUCGUCAUUGGACAGAAUUAAUGCAAGAAACUGGUCGUCUAAUAGAAAUCACUGAUACAACAACCCUAGCUGAUCUACUAUCAUUAAAUUUGCAUAAAUUCGAAGAAGAAGUACGCGCUAUUGUAUCAAAAUCAUUGAAUGAACAAAAAAUUGAACGUGAUCUUGACAAGAUUGAACAAGUAUGGAGUGAAAUGAAAUUUGAAUAUGAUACACACGAUAGAACAGGUUUGAGUUUACCAAAACAAACAGAUUAUUUAACUACAACCCUUGAAGAAAUACAAGUUAAAGUAUUAGAUAUGUUAGGCAAUCGAGAUAAUGCCUAUUAUAUUGAUAAAAUUAAUUAUUGGCAUAAAACUCUAUCCCUUACUGACCAGGUACUCGCUAUCUGGUUUGAAACACAACGUGUAUGGUCUGGUUUAGAGUCAAUAUUUGUUCUAUGUGAUGAUAUCAAAGCGAAAUUGCCGAAAGAUACAGAAUUAUUUAUGUCACUGGAUAAAGAUUUUCGUGUUCUAAUCGAUGAGAUACAAAGUAAACCAAAAGUGUUAGAUGCUACAACUACACGACUAGAAUUACUCACUGAUAUCCAAAAGGUACGAGAUGGUCUGGCGAUUUGUGAAAAGGCUUUAGCUGAUUAUCUAGAGACAAAACGUCUAGCCUUUCCAAGAUUUUAUUUUGUCUCACAGAAUGAUGUGACUGAUAUUGUUAGCAAUGGAAAAGUCCCGCUGAAAGUGAUACGUCAUUUAUCAAAAUUAUUUGAUAGUAUUUGUAGUCUAACAUUUGCCAAUCCUGAAGCUACAAUUAAACAUGCUACGCAUAUGAUUGCUAAAGAUAGUGAAGUAGUGAAAUUCACAAAAUCAUUUGAUUUGCAAGGUCAAGUUGAAGAAUGGUUAAAUAAACUGUUAGAUGAAAUGCGCAACACUCUGCGUCACAUUCUUGCAGAUGCAGUCAGUGCUUAUGAAGAGAAACCAAGAGAUCAAUGGAUAUUUGACUAUCCGGCGCAGAUAGCUUUAACCGGUUCACAAAUCGGUUGGAAUAGUGAAGUGUUGAUUGCAUUUGCUCGACUAGAAGAAGGCUUAGAGAAUGCAAUGAAAGAGUAUAAUAGAAAACAAAUUGCCCAACUGAGUACAUUAAUACAAAUGCUAUUAAUUGAUCUGUCAGCUGGUGAUCGACAAAAAAUUAUGACUUUAUGCACUAUUGAUGUACAUAAUCGUGAUGUUGUCGGAAAGUUGAUAUCACAAAAAGUUGAAAGUUCACUAGCUUUCACAUGGUUAUCCCAGUUGAGACAUAGAUGGGAUGAUAAAUCACACGAUUGUUUUGCUAAUAUCUGUGAUGCACAAUUUCGUUAUGCUUAUGAAUAUUUAGGCAAUACACCAAGGCUGGUCAUUACACCGUUAACUGAUCGAUGUUAUAUCACACUGACACAAUCACUGCAUUUAUGUAUGAGUGGUGCACCUGCUGGACCAGCUGGCACAGGGAAAACAGAGACAACAAAAGAUUUAGGCCGUGCACUAGGCAUUAUGGUCUAUGUGUUCAAUUGUUCUGAACAAAUGGAUUACAAGUCAAUUGGUAAUAUUUACAAGGGAUUAGCACAGACUGGUGCAUGGGGAUGUUUUGAUGAAUUCAAUCGGAUAGCAGUGGAAGUUUUAUCUGUUGUCGCUGUACAAGUGAAAUGUAUUCAAGAUGCAAUCCGGUUGAAGAAGGAGAAAUUCAAUUUUCUUGGUGAAGUAAUACCACUUGAUCCAGCUGUUGGUCUUUUCAUUACAAUGAAUCCAGGUUAUGCUGGUCGAACAGAACUGCCUGAGAAUUUAAAGGCAUUGUUUAGACCAUGUGCUAUGGUAGUGCCAGAUUUUGAAUUGAUUUGUGAAAUUAUGCUUGUAGCUCAAGGAUUUCUAGAGGCAACUAUAUUGGCGCGUAAAUUUAUUACACUAUAUGAAUUAUGCAAAGAAUUACUUUCGAAACAAGAUCAUUAUGAUUGGGGUUUAAGAGCUAUUAAAUCAGUGUUGGUUGUAGCUGGUGCAUUGAAACGUGGUAAUCCUGAACACACUGAAGAUUCCGUGUUAAUGCGUGCUCUACGAGAUUUCAACAUACCUAAAUUAGUCACUGAAGAUAUGGCUGUAUUUUUAGGUCUUAUAUCUGACCUGUUUCCAAAUUUAGAUGCAUCGCGUAAACGUGAUUUAAAUUUUGAAGCAAAUGUAAAAGCAGCUACUGAAGAUUUAGGCUUACAACCAGAGGAUUCAUUUAUCUUGAAGGUUGUUCAAUUACAAGAACUUUUUGAAGUUAGACAUUCUGUAUUUAUUGUUGGCAAUGCUGGAACGGGUAAAUCACAAGUAUGGAAAACACUUAGGCAUACAUUUAAACUGCAAAAACAGAAACCUGUCGCUAUUGAUUUAGACCCAAAAGCAGUAACAAAUGAUGAGUUAUUCGGUGUUAUCAAUCCAGCAACACGUGAAUGGAAAGAUGGUUUAUUUUCUGUUAUAAUGAGAGAUUUAGCCAAUAUGACAGGGAAAGAUCCAAAAUGGAUUGUACUUGACGGAGAUAUUGAUCCAAUGUGGAUUGAAUCAUUGAAUACUGUUAUGGAUGAUAAUAAGGUGUUAACAUUAGCCAGUAAUGAGCGUAUCCCGUUAACGGAUAGUAUGAGAUUACUAUUUGAAAUUAGUCAUUUGAAGACAGCUACACCAGCGACUGUAUCACGUGCUGGUAUCCUAUACAUUAAUCCAGGAGAUUUAGGCUGGACACCAUUUGUACACAGUUGGUUAGAUGAUCGAGUGAAAAUGAAGAAAACUCUAUCGAUUAGUGAAAGACCUGCACUGUCAAUCUGUUUUGACAAGUAUGUUUCACCAUGCCUUGAAAUUGUUCGUUAUCGAAUGAAACGUAUUACACCGAUACCUGAUUUAGCUCAUAUUCAAAUGUUAUGCUAUCUACUUGAAUGUAUAUUGGAUAUACAAAGUAAAUCAAAAGAUACACGUGAAUUUACUAAAGAAAAUUAUGAAAUGUUAUUUGUCUUCUGUUGUGUUUGGUCAUUUGGUGGAUGUUUAUUUAAAGAUCAAUUGUGUGAUUAUCGUGUUGAAUUUUCAAAAUGGUGGCUGAAUGAAUUUAAACAAGUGAAAUUUCCAUCCGGUGGUACUAUAUUCGACUUUUUUUGGAGUUUAACAACACGAAAAUUUGAAAGUUGGUCAACACGUUUAACAAAAUGUGAACUAGAUCCAGAUAUACCAUUACAAGCUGCUUUAGUUCCCACAGUGGAAGUUGUCCGAUUACGUUUCUUCUUAGAUCUACUCAUUGAAGCUGGACAUCCUGUUAUGUUGGUUGGUUCAGCUGGAACUGGGAAAUCUGUUAUCCUACAGGAUAAAUUUUCAAGUUUAUCUGAAGAAUAUCUUGUGAAGAGUAUACCAUUCAAUUUUUAUACAACAAGUUUAAUGUUACAAGAAGUGUUGGAUAAAAGUUUAGAGAAAAAAGCUGGUAUGAAUUAUGGUCCACCAGGACAGCAUAGACUCCUCUAUUUCAUUGAUGAUUUAAAUAUGCCAGAGGUUGAUCAAUAUUUCACAGUUCAACCACAUACACUUAUUCGUCAACAUAUAGAUCAUAAACAUUUUUAUGAUAGACAAAAGUUAACCCUAAAAAAAGUGAGUAAAACUCAAUAUGUAGCUGCUAUGAAUCCAACAGCUGGUAGUUUUACAAUCACAUCACGACUGCAGCGUCAUUUUUCAGUAUUUGCUCUGAGUUUUCCUGAUGAGAAUGCUGUGAAAACAAUCUAUUCAACGAUAUUAAAGCAACAUUAUAUACGGAAUAGUUUUCCAUCCGCAGUAAUACGUGCAGUUGAUAGUCUAGUUGAAGCCUGUAUGAUUGCACAUGAUAAAAUAUCAGCUGUAUUCUUGCCAACAGCUAUUCGUUUUCAUUAUUUAUUUAAUUUACGUGAUUUAACGAAUAUAUUUCAGUGUCUUCUGUUUGCUCAACCUGAUGUCUUCCCGACUGUAAUCUCUGUUAUCCGACAAUAUCGUCAUGAAGCGAUCCGUGUUUACACUGACAAAAUGAUUGAUAUGAAUGAUGUUGAAACAGCUUUGAAACAUAUCACAUUUGGUAUUACUAAUCAAUUCCCUGAUAUAUCAAUUCAUCAGAUAACAAGUGAACCUCUCCUGUAUUGUAGUUUCAAUAAAGGUUUAUCCGCUGAACGACAAUACGGGCCUGUAUCCUCCCUGGAAGAAAUUAGUGAUAUUGUUGUUAAUGCAUUGAACAAUUACAAUGAUACAUUUGCUGUUAUGAAUUUAGUAUUAUUUAGUGAUGCUGUGAUACAUGUGUUAAGAAUUUGUCGAAUAUUAGAAAUGCCGAGGGGUAGUGCUUUACUCAUUGGAAUCGGUGGUUCUGGUAAACAGUCGCUAUCACGUUUAGCUGCAUUUAUCUCAGGAUUUUAUUUAUCACAAAUAGUUUUGCGUAAGGGCUACUCACAGAAUGAUUUAAGAGCACAUCUAGCCCAAUUGUAUAUUAAAGCAUCAUUGAAGAACAUGCCUUAUGUAUUUUUAAUGACUGAUGCACAGGUUGCAGAUGAACGCUUUCUCGUCUAUGUGAAUGAUUUCUUAGCCUCAGGUGAAAUACCAAAUCUUUUUCAAGAUGAAGAUUUUGAUCAGAUUAUACAAGGUAUUCGAUCAGAAGUUAAAGCAAUGGGAAUUAUUGAUACAAAUGAAAAUUGUUGGAAAUACUUUAUAGAUAAGACACGAAAAAUGUUACGAGUUAUUUUAUGCUUCUCUCCGGUUGGUGAUAAACUUCGUCUAAGAGCAAGACGUUUCCCAGCCCUGGUUAAUUGUACAUGUAUUGAUUGGUUCCAUGAAUGGCCACAAGAAGCCUUACUGUCUGUUUCAGAAAGAUUCUUAGAAGAUUGUCCAGGUUUAUCAGAUGAAGUACGCAAAUCUGUUAGCCAAUACAUGGCAUACGCUCAUACAACAGUCAAUGAAUUAAGUCAACAAUACCUCCAGAAAGAACGACGUCAUAACUAUACAACACCAAAAUCAUUUCUAGAACAAAUUAGUCUAUACAAACGUAUGGUUGGUGCACAGAUCGAUGAGUUACAACACAAGAUUGAACGUUUAGUCAAUGGUUUAGAACGACUAAAAAGUGCUGGUGAACAAACUAGUGAAUUAAAAGUUCAACUGGCUGAACAAGAAAUUAUUGUCAAUGAAAAAACUGAAAAUGCCAAUAAACUAAUUAUUGUUGUUGGUAAAGAAACUGAAAAGGUGACAGCUGAAAAAGAAAUUGCCGCUGAAGAAGAAGCAAAAGUCAGUGUUAUUAAAGCAGAAGUUGAAGUGAAACAACAAGAGUGUGAAAAUGAUCUGCGUAAAGCAGAACCAGCAUUGAUUGCCGCCCAAGAAGCCUUGAAUACACUGAAUAAAAAUAACUUGUCUGAAUUGAAGGCAUUGACUAGUCCACCACCAGAUGUUGUGACUGUUUGUUCCGCUGUCAUGUGUUUAUUCGCCAUGGAUGGUCGACUGCCAAAGGAUAGAAGUUGGAAAGCUGCUAAAGCUGGUAUCAUGUCUAAAGCGGAUCAAUUUUUAAGUAAUCUCUUAAAUUACGACAAGGAGAAUAUGUCAGCGAAUAGUAAGGCUGCAGCUUCAGAGUAUGUUAAAAUGCCAAAUUUUGAUCCUGAUGUAAUUCGGACUAAAUCGUUGGCUGCUGCUGGUCUCUGUUCAUGGGUAAUCAAUAUCCUGAAAUUUCAUGAUGUCUACUGUGAAGUAAAACCGAAACGUGAUGCCUUGGAUGCAGCCAACGAAGAAUUACGUCAAGCUACGGAGAAACUUGAAGGUUUACAAAAGAAAAUCGCUGUGCUUGAAGCAUCGUUAGCUGAGUUAACAGCCAACUUCCGUGAGGCUACUGAAGAAAAGUUACGCUGUCAACAAGAAGCUGAUUUUACGGCUAAAACAUUAGAUUUAGCCAAUCGAUUGGUGAAUGGUUUUGCCUCAGAAAAUAUAAGAUGGGCAAAUCAAGUUGAAGAAUUAAAGGUACUCGGUGAGACAGUUGUCGGAGAUGUUUUAAUAACAACAAGUUUUAUCUCUUAUUUUGGUUAUUUAAGUCGAACAUUUCGUCAACAGCUGUUGAAUGUUAAAUUGUGGCCAUUUCUGAAAAGUCUCCAGGUACCAAUACCUGUACGUAAUGGAAUAGAUCCUUUAGAUAUGCUGAUUGAUGAUGCAAUCAUUGCAACAUGGAAUAAUCAAUCUUUACCAGAGGAUCGUAUGUCUAUUGAAAAUGCUACAAUAUUUACAUUUUGUGAACGUUGGCCAUUGUGUGUUGAUCCCCAGUUACAAGCGAUUAAAUGGAUCAAGGUUAAAUAUGGCAAUGAAUUAGUCGUUACACGGCUUGGCGCUAAAAAUUGUUUAGAACAAAUUGAAUUAGCUAUUACAGAUGGACGUGUUGUAUUAAUUGAAAAUAUCGGUGAGACUAUUGAUCCUAUUCUAGAUCCUGUAAUUGGACGGCAGACAAUUAAAAAAGGUCGAUUUAUCCUACUGGGUGAUAAAGAAAUCCCAUACAAUGCUAAUUUCCGUUUAAUUCUACAAACAAAACUAGCCAAUCCACAUUAUCAACCAGAAUUACAAGCACAAGCCACACUGAUCAACUUCACAGUAACACGUGAUGGUUUAGAAGAUCAAUUGUUAGCAACAGUUGUGAGUAAAGAACGUCCAGAUUUAGAAAAGUUAAAAUCUAAUCUAACAAAACAACAAAAUGAAUUUAAGAUCACAUUGAAACAACUUGAGGAUUCUCUACUGGCCAAGUUAUCUUCAUCCGAUGGGAAUUUUCUUGGUGAUCAUUCUUUGGUUGAAAAUUUAGAGACAAAUAAAAAGACAGCUAAAGAUAUUGAAGAAAAAGUGAAAGAAUCGAAGAUAACCGAGAAAGAGAUCAAUAUUGCUCGUGAACACUAUCGACCAGCUGCUCAACGUGCUGCUCUGAUCUAUUUUGUUAUGAAUGAUUUAUGCCAGAUACAUCCAAUGUAUCAAUUCUCAUUGAAAGCCUUCCGUACUGUCUUUGAAUUGUCGAUUGAGACUGCAGAACAAUCAGAUAAUGAUAAAGAACGCUUAUUAUUCCUCUUAGAUAAUAUCACAUAUUCAAUAUUUAUUUAUACAACUCGCGGUUUAUUUGAACGCGAUAAAUUAGUCUUCACUGUCUUAAUGGUGUUACAAAUUCAGUAUACAUCCAAAGAAAUACCACCAAUUCUAAUGGAUUUUCUGCUGAGAUAUCCCGUCGUUACAGAUGUACAAAGUCCUGUUGACUUUUUAAAUGACUUGAAUUGGGGUGGUGUACAAACUCUAGUGAAAAUGAAUAAUUUUCGUGACUUGGACAAAGAUAUUAUCGCUUCAGCAAAACGUUGGAAAGAAACACUUGAACGUUGUACAAAAGAAGCAGAAUUCAAACCGAUUUUAUUUGCUCUAUGUUAUUUUCAUGCCGUGGUUACCGAACGUAGUAAAUUUGGUUCACAAGGUUGGAAUCGUACAUAUCCAUUCAAUGUUGGAGAUUUGUGUAUUUGUUUAGAUGUGUUAUAUAAUUAUUUAGAAGCAAAUAAUAAAGUACCAUGGGAAGAUUUGAGAUAUUUAUUUGGUGAAAUUAUGUAUGGUGGGCAUAUAACUGAUGAUUGGGAUAGACGAUUAUGUAGAACAUUUUUACAAGAAUAUUUACAACCUGAUUUAGUUGAUGGUGAUCUCUAUCUAUCGCCUGGAUUUCUUGUCCCACCAAAUUCAGACUAUGCUGGUUAUCAUGCCUAUAUUGAUAAGUAUUUACCGCCUGAAUCGCCUUACCUAUACGGUUUACAUCCAAAUGCAGAGAUUGAAUUUUUAACGAAAUCAGCUGAACGUGUAUUCCGUGUUGUCCUUGAACUGCAACCACGUGACAGUGGAACGGAUGUCAGUGAUGCACCAAGUCGUGAAGAAACAUUGAAUAGUCUUAUAGAAGAUUUACUAGAUCGUCUAUCGGAUGGAUUUCCUAUGAAUGAAUUGUAUGCUAGACAAGCACCAGAGGAGCGUGGUCCAUACACUGUAGUUGUAUUACAAGAAUGUGAACGAAUGAAUAUUUUAAUUAAUGAAAUCCGUCGAUCACUUCGUGAAUUACGUUUGGGUUUACGUGGAGAGUUGACAAUCUCUGGUGCAAUGGAUUCACUGAUGAAUGCAUUAUUUUUAGAUCAGGUACCAUCAACCUGGGAACGUUAUGCCUAUCCUAGUCUCUAUCCACUUGGAUUAUGGUUUGCUGAUUUGUCAAAUCGAUGUAAAGAAUUAGAUAUAUGGGCACAAGAUUUAGGCCUGCCAGGCUCUGUAUGGCUUGGUGGUUUGUUUAAUCCACAAUCAUUUUUAACGGCUGUUAUGCAACAGACAGCAAGAAAAAUGGAAUGGCCAUUGGACAAAAUUUGUAUCAGUGUUGAAGUUACAAAAAAGACAAAAGAAGAAAUGGGUUCGGCACCAAGAGAAGGUGCCUAUGUGCAUGGAUUAUUUAUUGAAGGUGCUAGAUGGGAUACAAGUGCUAAUUCAAUUGUUGAUGCUAGAAUCAAAGAACUGGCACCAGCAAUGCCUGUUAUCCUGCUUAGAGCUGUACCAUCGGAUAGACAAGAAGGUCGAAUAGCAGCUAUGUAUGCUUGUCCUGUGUAUAAGACGAAGACAAGAGGACCAACAUUUGUAUGGACAUUUCAUUUACGUACAAAAGAGAAACCGGCUAAAUGGAUUAUGGGUGGUGUUGCACUACUUUUACAAGUAUAA
This is a messenger RNA of Trichobilharzia regenti, 13560 nucleotides long. NCBI's taxonomy places the organism in Eukaryota, Metazoa, Platyhelminthes, Trematoda, Strigeidida, Schistosomatidae. The record is from the annotation of a GenBank genome assembly.